Phaedon cochleariae (mustard beetle) is the source of this 4260-nucleotide messenger RNA. The record is from the annotation of a GenBank genome assembly. Lineage: Eukaryota; Metazoa; Arthropoda; Insecta; Coleoptera; Chrysomelidae.
CAUUCGUAAAUGUCAAAUCCAUGAUGCAUGGACGACGAUUGCACGUGGUGAAUUUCAUAGGUUAUGUUUAUUGUUUUUGUUAUUAAAUUCUCUCAUAGAAUCAUGAAAAUGAUCAAUGUAAAAUGCAACAAAAUGUGGAGUAAGGUGUAUCAUUGAUCAAUGAAACAUAAAUUAAGGCAAGCCGUAUCAGUGUCAGUUAUCACUGAUCAUAAAGAUUGAUGUCGUUUCGGCUGUGGUAUUGGCUCUUCUAUUGUCGCUACACCAACAACAAACAACUUCAGUGCGUUGACUUGGUCUUAACUCAAGAGAACAGAGAAGAGAGAGGUGUUUCACUGUCGACCUACCUGAGAUGUGAUAAGAGAUUCUUAGGGACACUCGGAUCCUGGUCAGAUUUACAUGUUUUGCUGUUCUAGACUGACCAGGUUGGGAGAAAGGAUGCUUAGCAUGAACUCAACUCUAGUUGAAACAGUCAGCAUAAACUAUGAAGAUUUCAACGAAAGUUUUUUGACAUGCGGAACGUGUUUGUGCAUGUACGAUGGGCAGGAGCACACUCCGAAGCUGCUGCAGUGCUCGCACACGGUCUGUCUGCACUGCCUCGCGCGCAUCGCUGCCUCUCAGACUCGCGAUGCCGGCUCCUUCCGCUGCCCCAUCUGCCGGGAGUUGAUUCAGGUGCCGAGAGGCGGCGUGGCUGCGUUGCCGCCCUCGUUCCUGGUCAACCAGCUGCUCGACCUCAUGUCCAGGCAGAGAAGGGAGGUGAUACCCAAGUGUUCAGUCCACAUCAACCAAGAGUUGCUGUUCUGCGAGACCUGUGAUACUGUGUUCUGCACUUUGUGUACUGGGGGCUCCCACCAUGACACCUCGAACAGUUGUGAACACACCAUCAUACCUUUUUCAAUAGCUAUCAAGAGGAUGUCGGAAAUUUUGCUGUAUAAGGCCAAUGACUGUAUUUCUAAGUUAACUCAAGCCCAAGAAGGUGUAAGCUCGGAAUUGACUAGACUGAAUUUAGCGAAAGAAGUUUGUCUGGAUGAAAUCAACGAGACAUUCCGACAUAUUCAAGCCUUGAUGGAACAAAGAAAACAAGAAAUCAUCGACAAUGUGAAUUCUAUUUGUACGGAGAAACGAAGAGUACUGGAAGAACAGCACACGCUGAUAGAAAGUGAGAAAAAUAAGGUCGAGCAGGAAUGCCAAGGCCUCCAAUACCAAGUGGAGGUGCGCAACAUCACGCAGCGCAUCGAGAUCCUCUCCGAGAAGCUCGACUCGACCAUGGCGCUGAGCGAACCGCGCGAGAACGCCUUUCUGGCCUGCGACUUUGGCCUCAACGACAGUCUCGAGCAGAUCCAGCAGCACCUCGGCGUUCUGGGCAAAGUCCGGACGAGCACCACCUUUCCCAGUCUUUGCACGGCCAAGAUGGAGGACAGCAUGGUAGCCGUGGCCGGCAUCGACAACUUCGUGACCUUGAGGACGGUGGAUUACGACGGCAACGCGCGCAAGAGCGGCGGCGACCCGGUGCGCGUCGAGCUGCAGAUGGUGACGGCCGAGGGGCCCGCCGAGAGUCACGCGGUGCGAGUGGUGGACACUGAAGAUGGCACUUACAGGCUGUACUUCCGGGUGCCGAGGCCCGGCCGAUACGGCAUGCAGGUGUUCGUGAUGGACCGUCCGAUCAAGGACACCCCCCUCUACUUCGACGUGUCAGAGCACAACGAGCCGGUGCUCACGUACGGCUGCAGGGGUAGCGGCAAAGACGAAUUUUUGCAGCCGGUGGCGGUCGCCGUCGACGACAGGGACGGCGCCGUGUACGUGCUGGACACGGGCAAUUCCAGGAUCAAGGUGCUCGACGAGGGUUUGGAAUUCGUAAGGCACGUGACGAACGAGGGACUGCUCAGCAGGAGCUGCACAGGUAUCGAUAUUUCGAACGACGGCCUGGUGGUGGUGAACUGGAGGACCAAACGCGUCACCGAGAUGACGACGGACGGCGAGACGAUCAGGUCGUUCACGUACAACGCCUUCCAGGAGCCCAUCGACGUGGCGGCCGACAGGAACUACGGCCACGUGCUGGUGGCCGACAGCGGCAUGAGCUGCGUGUUCGUCUUCGAUGCCGACGGAAAGAUACUGUUCCAGUCCAUAAUUAAUCCUGCAUUAGGAAAAAGACAAGAACGUCUCUUUCCAGUAGUUAUUGCUAAAUGUAAUUAUCCUUCUGAGCUGUGGUUUGAGAACAUCAUUUUUGAGCAGGUAGGCAAGAAGGGGACCUUCAGUUUGAUUGCUUCAGUAGCAGUAGGGCCACUUGGAGAGAUCGUAGUUGCUGAUACAAGAGUGCAAAUGUUCUCUGCCAAAGGAGACUUUAUGGAAGUCGUCUACGAUGAAGGAAAAGGUAAAGGCAGAUAUGGCGGUAUAGCCGUCGACUCAGACAACAAAGUCCUCCUGACCAGGACCGAACAGAAGGGCAGAACGUACGUGCAGCUGCUGUCUCUCACGGAAAACUCUCUCAAUCAGUGCAUCGAUUCGUACGAGGCGAAGCUGAAGCGGCCAAGUGGUCUGGCCGUCACCAGCGAUAACCAUGUCAUCGUAGUCGAUUUGGGAAACAACUGUAUCAAAAAAUAUAGGUACUGGUAGAAGGUUUUCCUUCCAACUCAGAUCUCGCCGUUAUGUGAUUGAAAAAGCCUGAUGGGAACUUACACUGAUGCUGGAAAACCUGCGGUUCGAAUAAAAUGUGUUUAGUUCAGUUGAGUGUAGUAGUGCAUUUCUAUUAUUGUUAGACUGGGGCACCCUACCGAGUCAUCAGAGGAGACCCAUGACUCGCCCCUUAAGAAUUAUAAUUACUGUACCAUAUGUUCUACGAGGCAGACCAACCUACUAUAUAGACUUCACGCUUUCAAUACUAUUGAUUUUUUGGUUUUAACAUUCAAUAUCUUGAAGACAAAAUACGAGAACGAGAACAUAAUGUUUUCCAUUAUCCUCACAAUUAUUUCAACCAACCAAAAAUGUGUAUUUUCAAAUUAUGGGAAUAAUCAGUGAAACUUUAUCAUAAAUUACGAAACACAAGGUUUUUAGAAUACCAUAUCAUUCGCAUUAGUCUUGGAAUUCUUAUAUUACUGUUAGAUAUAAACCAUUGUAAUAGCGAGGUACAGAAGAUAAUGUAAAAGCAAACACUCCAAGUCAAAUAUGUUUAUAAGCCAAGCCAUGGUGGAAAUAUAGUAUGUUGUGCUACCCCGCAUCUUUGUGGACGUUACUGCGAGUAAAACAGUUGGUCAGCGGAUGUCCGCCUCUGUCUCAAUAUUGACAGACAUCUCUAUUGACACCGUCCAUGUCUCGCUGUUCGACAGCGUAUUUUGAAUUUCCGUGAACAGUUUUGUUGCAUUUUGCUGAUAGUGAACAUUUUGGAAUGGUAGGAGGGGUUAUAAUAUUAUACCAACCAUUCUUUGAAUUGAUGUCAUCUCGACAGCAAGCUUUUAUCUAUUGCUAUUGCUAGGACGCGUGAUAGAUUUUCGGGAACCGGAAAAAUGAUAUGUUAGCCCCCCUAGUGCUUCUAUUUGUAUUUGAGGAACCAGAAAUGGCACAAUUAGGCAUUUUUAUGAUGUUAAAAAUAAAAAAUUAAAUAAUUAAUGAUGACAGUGACAAUCUCGCAGUGACGUCAUGCGCAGAAUACGUGAAUAUUGGACUCGUGAGUAUCAUACCAUACUAUAUAUUUCCACCAUGAGCCAAGUUGUAUUAGUUCCCGAGAUGCUUCAGCAUGGUAGAAAAUAAAGAAAUGGGGCGAGAACCGCGGUUUUUCCACUACAAGCUCUUAUUCCCUAAUUCUUUUUUUUUUUCACCUGAAAUCUUCACUUAUUUGAUGUCAUUGAGAGUCGUUGAUAGCUGUCAGAUAGGUAAUAUUUCUACUGGCAACUAAUAUCAAGACCGCUAUAAUGUCAUAUCUCAAAUUGCUCGCCUGAAAUUCACCUUCCUAAGAUAUUAAGUGUAAUCUAGUUUCUUGAUUGCUAACAUAUAGGUUUCUUCGAAAAUAAGUCCAAUUAAUCGGCGUUAAGAAGUUUUAAAAUGCUUAUAAGCUUUCAACCAGAGAUUGCACUUGAAGAUUAUCUCUGUACAUUUGCCAUGGUUUGCAUUCUUCAAAUUUUGUUCAUUUUCAGAAUAAUGAAAGUGUACUUAAUCAUUGUAUAAUAGGUAUUGUUAUUUAAUUUUUUUUAUCUUUGUCUAGUCAUUAGUAUGUAUUUUUGUAUAGCCGUUAUUUAUUGUACAUAAAUGAAUUAAAUCACAUUUCAAUAC